This is a messenger RNA of Eucalyptus grandis, 3371 nucleotides long. RefSeq names its product protein GAMETE EXPRESSED 2. The coding region runs from base 16 to 3093 and encodes 1025 amino acids. Lineage: Eukaryota; Viridiplantae; Streptophyta; Magnoliopsida; Myrtales; Myrtaceae. The record is from RefSeq and is a predicted model, not a curated record. Gene Ontology annotation, molecular function: actin filament binding. The transcript has 16 exons. Gene Ontology annotation, biological process: actin cytoskeleton organization; pollen sperm cell differentiation.
GUCUUCACUCCCAUCAUGGCCGGUUUGUUCAAUGUGAUCAUCACUGAGGACAGUUUCAAAGUGAUGGAUUCAUCUCUCCAUUUCCAAGUUGUCCCAGGUCCUGUCUAUGCAUCCGUCUUCCCUGUCUCAUGGCUUGGGCUUGUGCAUGAGUUUGCGGCAGGAACGAAAGCUGCCCUUUUGGUCCUUCCAAAGGAUGCAUUUGGGAAUAAUAUAUCCUCAGUGGACGUGCCACUAGACUCGUACAAUUUCACGAUAUUUUCACUCUAUGCAAAUAAUUCAGUCGCAAGCACACCAAACAUCACUUCCUUGAGUUGGAAUGAAUUCGGGUACAUCAUCAUCGAGUUUACAGUUUCGAUGGCCGGAAAUUUCUCUCUACAGGUUUUAGGGCAAGGACAAAACCUCAAUGGCUCUCCACUUCCCUUCCAAGUGAAUCCAGGACCUCUAGAUAUUUCCAGCUGUCUAGCUAAGUGGAUGUCUGACACAACUGCUUGGCAAAUAUUUUCAAAGGUGGAAAUCUUCAUAUACCAGCUAGAUCAGAGCGGAAACCUCGUUUCGGGACUAUAUGUAUUCGAUGUUGAUGUGGCAGAAAAUGGCACAAAUAUGUCCAUUCCUAUAGUGGAUUUGCACUUUGAAGAAGUGGCACCGGGAAUACAGUUAUUUUCCUUCAGCGCUGUAGAAGUAGGCAACUUCUGGCUCAGGAUAUUCGACGCAAAGCAUGGCAAAAGCAUAGCGAACAUGCCAUAUGCUUUUACUAUCUUCACAGGCUAUUGCGACGCAUCAAAAAGCGUCGUAAAUGGUUCUGGUUUAAACAGUUCCAUGGCGGGAGGGAUUGAGGAAUUUUCAGUCUACUUGAAUGACCUUUUCCAGUACCCAUCUCCAGUUGAAGUCAACAUGGUCCGAGUGCAAAUCGUAAGGGAAAUCGACUCUUACACAAUAUGGCCACACAUAUACCCUGUGCAGUUGAUCAAUGGAAGUGCAGCGAGUCAGGUACCGAGGUUCGGUGCUAUGAGCCAGACAGUAGCCGCUCCAGGGCCUGCUGUUGACCUGACUAACCAUUCUGGCGGGAGCAUGAAUUUGCGUGCCAGUGCUUUCAAUGUGAUUUAUACACCUGAGAAGAGUGGGAUCUACGGUGUUUAUGUCUACUGUGGAAAUGUAUUACUGAAUAAUGGUCAUCCAAUCAAAAAGGAAGUGAAAGCAGGUGAAGUUAACAUGUCAGUUUCUGGAGUUGUGAAAUAUGAUGCUAAGGUUCCGAAGCUGAUUAAAAACGAAGUUGUAGUGAGGCUGAUGGACUCAUUCUACAACCCCAUAAUCUCACAACAUUCAAGGUUGAAAUUGGAGAUUGUUUCGACAAACAGUUCCGGAUCUUCAAGUUGGGUUUUUACAGACAAUGGCGACGGGUCAUAUACCGUUUACUACAUUGCACCAGACAUUGGGACUUAUGAGAUGAGUGCGGCAAUUGAUGGAAACCGCUUUGCAUCAUCUCCCCAGAGGAUCAAUGUGUACGGCAGCGAGUAUUUUCCAAAAGCUUAUGAAGAUGCAGUAUAUGUAUGGGAGGACGAGUCCAUUGCUAUUGAUGUCCUAGCAAAUGAUUACUUCGCAGCAAACAACGCAAGUAUCAUUGACUUUUCUCAGCCAGGUCAUGGUUCACUACUUCAGUAUGGGCGGCUUCUUAGAUACACUCCUUACAAAGAUUACUAUGGGAAUGACACAUUCCUUUACACAAUAUCUGAUGUUAAUGGCAAUAAUGCAACCGCUUCUGUAAGCAUAGUAGUGCUUAAAAUUCCGCCCCAGUUUGUGUCCUUUCCAACUCAACUGCAAGCCAUUGAAGAUACGACCUGCCCCAAAUUCGGAGGUUAUUCUGGUCUGAGGAUAGCAUAUGCAGACUUUGCAGAGAACAUAUCUGUCAGUCUUAGUGCACAGUUUGGGACUGUUUCUUUAUCUCCCAUGCUGAUGGAAUUCUGGCAGGGAGGAAUUUUUGUGAGUAGAGACAGUGGAGAAGCAAAGGAACUAAUUUUACAGGGACGUGUUGAAGCAGUGAAUUCAGCUCUAGAGUCAUUCCAGUAUCUCGGAAAUCAGAACUUCAGUGGUGAGGAUACAAUCCGGGCCUCGGCUAGAAAUGGAAAUGGAAAGAACGACUUGGAUAUAUCAAUGGUCGUCAAACCUAUUAAUGAUCCUCCAUUCUUUCGAGUCCCUGAAUUUGUCAUUCUGAAGUUCAAUGGUGACGAAGCUUUGAUCUUUGAUAGGGAAAGAGACAAUUUUGACUUCUUUGCUGGUGAUCCGGACCUUCUUCACUUUUCAGGUGGUGGGUCUCUUUUCCUAGUUGAAUUUUCAGUGGAAGUAAGUGAUGGCUUCUUGGUGACCAGCCUACCAGCAGAGCUCAUCAACUCAACCGAGCUGAAGCUGAGGAUCACUUAUCAGUGGCAACCUCUUCAGACUUAUGUCACAAUCUCGAAAUAUUUUAAGGUCAAAGCUGCUGGAAUCAGGUUCCGAGGAAGAGUCGAGGAUUGCAACAAUGUAAUGCAGCAACUGUUUUAUCAUGGUAGAGGAAAUGGUGCCGUGUUGACCUUGUCGCUAAACGAUUUGGGAAACUAUGGUUGCUAUCCAGAUUGUGUGGAAAUGUCAUCAUUGCCCCUGUACACCGAAGCAUCAGUCAAUCUGAUCGGAAGAAAUCUGAUGAGUCCACUGCUAGCUCACUCACUUGGAUCAGCUAUCGUCAUUGAAUUCAUUCUUAUGUCCUAUAUCGGAGUUGCGCUUUUAUAUUUCACAUGCAAAUGCGCAAUCCUUCUGGUGAAUGAAAGGAGACGCAGUGAACUCAGGAAUCCAAGUCGAACAGAUGUGCAUGAUGUCCAAAAUCAAGAUUCAAGUUCACAUUCUUCAGAAAAUGCAAAUCACUUCUCUGGACAUCGCUCAAGCAGUUUGUUGCUCAGUGGGCAGCAUUCUACUUUUCGACAGCGGUUGGGCCGUAAUUCCCGCCGUGACGCAUCCACCAGAGAUGCACACUUCUCACAAUCGGCAAGCAACCACUCUCCUGGAACUCCACAGCGCAGCAUCAUUCCACUUUCAAUUGGAAAGGGAUACAAAGAUGCGGUUUGAAUUUCCAAUUUUCGCAAUUGGACAGCCUUUGGAGUUCAGCAUUAUGUAAAGGUGAUCAAAGCUGAUUCAAUACCUGCUCCUGAAUUCACAUCUUCCAUCAUGUCUCUUAUGAGUUACAAACCAGUAGAGAACGCAAGCGCUUGGACCUUGACAGUACUUAUUCCUUCUUUUGAUUUGGCACAUGCACUUAGACGCACACAAUGUGCUUCCUUUGCAGUGAUUCCAUUUUGUACUACUCAAAAUGAUCAAAUACCCAUGCAUAUCCUCAUCAAUGGAAU